GGCUGAAAAACUAGGUUAGUGGUCCGACAGGCAUGACGGUGAAGAGAAACUGGGUCACCGAUUGAAAAUCGUUUAUGUCACAGUUCUGUGGGUUGCUAUUACAUAUUAUCCAGCGGCUUUCAAUGGAUAGACUAAUCUCAUUGGACCUGUUAGGUAGACGGCUUGUACCAGUUGCUUAAGGAUCAGAUCGUAUCGGAGCGGACUGACCACAUCAAACCGGAUGAAACUAGGUCAGGUCGAAUCCAACAAGACUGAGACCAGAUCAGAACGGAGCAGACCAGACUGAUCCACGCGAUCCCAGGCCCUGUCCAGAAGGCCUGUUCCAGUUUCCAAUCCAGUUGAGGGCUCAAGAGUGGAUGGAAGGAGAUGAUUUUAACACAGAGGCUGUGAUGAACAUCUGUGAUGACCUGAUGGCAGACCAAAGGAUGGACAUCUCGUCUACCAUGACUGACUUCAUGUCCCCAGGCCCCAUGAGCACGCCUGGCAUGGACUACACCCGCAAGAGGAAGGGUAGCACCACCGACUACCAAAUUGAAGGCUUCUCAUUUGAUGAUAUGGAUCCAGACAAAGAUAAACUGGGGAGUGACCAACAGGGCCGGAUUAAAAAUGCCAGGGAGGCUCACAGCCAGAUUGAGAAGCGGCGCAGGGAUAAGAUGAACAGCUUCAUCGACGAGCUGGCCUCACUGGUGCCCACCUGCAACGCCAUGUCCCGCAAACUGGACAAGCUGACGGUCCUGCGCAUGGCUGUGCAGCACAUGAAGACGCUCAGAGGUGCUGCAAACCCAUAUACGGAGGCCAACUACAAACCCUCCUUUCUGUCAGACGAUGAACUGAAGCACUUGAUACUACGAGCCGCCGAUGGGUUCCUGUUUGUGGUCGGCUGUGAUCGUGGCAAGAUCCUCUUUGUUUCUGAGUCAGUCUACAAGAUUUUAAACUACAGCCAGAACGACCUGAUAGGCCAGAGUCUGUUCGACUACCUUCACCCUAAGGACAUCGCCAAGGUUAAAGAGCAGCUGUCCUCCUCUGAUACAGCCCCACGAGAGAGGCUCAUUGACGCUAAAACCGGUCUUCCAGUGAAGACGGACAUCACUCCCGGUCCUUCUCGACUCUGUUCCGGAGCCAGACGGUCGUUCUUCUGCAGGAUGAAGUGCAACAGGCCGUCUGUUAAAGUAGAGGACAAAGACUUCCCUUCCACCUGCUCCAAGAAAAAAGCCGACCGUAAGAGCUUCUGCACCAUCCACAGCACAGGCUACCUGAAGAGCUGGCCUCCCACCAAGAUGGGGCUGGACGAGGACAACGAACCCGACAACGAGGGCUGCAACCUGAGCUGCCUGGUGGCCAUCGGCCGCCUGCACCCCCACAUCGUCCCCCAGCCCAGCCCGGCAGACAUCAGGGUCAAACCCACCGAGUACGUCUCCAGGCACGCCAUCGACGGCAAGUUCGUCUUCGUCGACCAGAGAGCCACCGCCAUCCUUGCCUACCUGCCCCAGGAGCUACUGGGAACCUCCUUCUACGAAUAUUUCCAUCAGGACGACAUCGGCCACCUGGCAGAGUGCCACCGACAGGUGCUGCAGAUGAGAGAGAAGAUCAACACCAACUGUUACAAAUUUAAGAUCAAAGACGGCUCCUUCAUCACGCUGAGGAGCCGAUGGUUCAGCUUCAUGAACCCCUGGACCAAGGAGGUGGAGUACAUCGUCUCCACCAACACUGUGGUGUCGUGUCCUAUGAUGGAGGGAUCAGACUACCCUCAAUCUGCUGCGUCUCCACAGAGUAUGGACAGCGUUCUCACUUCAGAGGGUGGAGGGCGGCGGGCGCUGCAGACGGUGCCUGGCAUCCCCGGAGGCACGAGAGCUGGAGCCGGAAAGAUCGGUCGCAUGAUUGCAGAGGAAGUGAUGGAGAUCCAGAGGAUUCGAGGCUCCUCCCCCUCCAGUUGUGGCUCCAGCCCUCUGAACAUCACCAGCACCCCCCCUCCUGACACCUGCUCCCCCGGGGGCAAGAAGAUUCAGAAUGGAGGGACACCCGAGCUGCCGAGCACAGGGAUCAUUCCUGGACCUGACUCUGUGGGCUACCCCUACUCCAACCAGUCCAUCAUGAGUGACAACUCCCACCUGAGCAUAGACAUCAUGGACGAGCCCGGCUCCAGCAGCCCCAGCAACGACGAGGCAGCCAUGGCGGUCAUCAUGUCGCUGCUGGAGGCGGACGCCGGCCUGGGCGGACCCGUGGACUUCAGCGACCUGCCCUGGCCUUUGUGAGGACGCAGACAGACACAGAGACUCAAGUCUGAGCUCCAGAGCCACUGAUGGACAGAGUUUGGUCACAAUCAGAUUCUGGCUGCCAUGUACAUGACUACACUGUUAAACACGGGAAAAAAAAAAAAAAAAAAAGACGGACGGGGUGAAGUGCUGCUCGCUGCUGUUUGGAUUCACAUACGUUUUGAUUCAUCAUUCCAAGUAGGUGGACGAGUGACCUAGAAUUUCUUCGGAAUUUUUAACAUAAAGCCCAAAGUGGAGCAGCUUUAACAUAAAAACUGUUAAAUAGUGUGAUAUUUUUCGCAGUGUUAGUUCUCAAACAUUGCCACGGUGAGAGGCUGAUUAAAAAUGGAAUCGUAGGUUACAAAAACAGCGUAGCGGUGGUAACGCAUCCAACGUCCAAGCUCUGUCCCACAGCGGCUCUGGGCCCAGUCGUCUCCAAGACAACAGCCGACCUUCGACCCCAUACACAGGACACCUGAGACUUUCACGGACUGCGGGUGAAGUUUGUGUAACUGAAGUUUUGGAGGGGGGGCAGCGUUGGGCCUCUCAGAAACCUAACUGUACAGUCGAGUCUCGUUGUAGGAUGUUGUAUAAACUCCGCUGUGGUGGGCUGCCCCCCCCACUGCUGAAAAAGGCCGUUUCAGCCAAAACGUGGAAUGAAAGACAGUAAGCACAGCGGUUUUCCUCCGGAGAUUUUUGGAGAAGAUGUUUUGGAAUUCUCCCAAACCCUAAAAAUCCACAAGCAGGUAAACUUCGGUUCAUUUGAACAGGGACAAAAAUCCUAUAAAGCUGCCAAGUUCUGCAUUUAUUAAUGUUUUUUUCCUCCACCAAGCCACUCUGAGGUCAUCCACACAACAGCAAAGCUCAAAGAAGACCAACAUGUUCUCUGAUGUAAUAAUGAUUGCAUGGUUUUUACUGUAGAGGUCUUCACAAACCUGAUCAGAAACAGACCCAACUGCCAUGUUUUAUUUAAAUUAGACUCAUUUCCAUCACCGGGUUUGGAACAAAUAACCUACACUGCGUAUUGUCGUCAGUAGACAGUGGUAUACGCCGACAUAUGCCAGACAGUAAUAAAUACAGGGAAGGAAAAAAGGCGUUCUCCAAACCAC
Molecule: messenger RNA, 3361 nt
Organism: Sphaeramia orbicularis (orbiculate cardinalfish)
Lineage: Eukaryota; Metazoa; Chordata; Actinopteri; Kurtiformes; Apogonidae
Gene: bmal1a
Product: basic helix-loop-helix ARNT like 1a
Exons: 20
Coding region: 357-2252 (631 amino acids)
Biological process (GO): regulation of DNA-templated transcription
Cellular component (GO): transcription regulator complex; cytoplasm; nucleus
Molecular function (GO): protein dimerization activity; DNA-binding transcription factor activity
Source: RefSeq, a predicted model, not a curated record